AUGGAUACAAACAAGGACGAAACUGUCAAAGUUGAGGCUGUAGAUACCACACCUGUUGUUCAGGAUGAAGCCAUGCCAGAGGCUGCUGCUGCUUCUUCCACAGGAGAAUACCCACCCAGCGUACACAAAGUCCAUCGUCAAUUGUUGGCCAUUUUUGAUCCUGAAAACAUCAAGAAAGAUAAUUUUUUCAGAGAAUUAGUGGAGAGAGACCCUGAGCAUUGGGUACCCAUCAAAAAGUUAUCGAUGAUCAAGCGUUUCAAGGAAAUUUUGGAAGGUGAUUUGACCUUGUUCGAACAAGCUGUUGCUCUUGCUCCUCAAGAUUUUGAAAUGAACGAUGAAAAGACUCAAUUGCGCAGCAUCAUGGAAGAGAAGAAGGAAGAGGUCAAGCAGGAUCUCCAUGCUGACAGUGCAGACAAGAAAAAUGCUCGCAAUCAACAGAUCAUUCUGAACCAUUUCGAAGUGCAAAACAAGCGUUCCAUCUACUCUAAAGGCUUCACUGUAGAUCCUGAGCCUACCGAAGCUGAACUGAAGGAAUUUUACAGCAAAUAUGGUCGUAUACUAUCUCUUCGUCAUCGCCGUGAAGGCAACGGCAACAAGCGUCAUGAAGGUGCAUUCAAGGGCAGUAUCUUUGUUGAAUUCGAGACACCUGAAAUUGCACAGAAGGUGGUUGAAGAAGCUAUAGAAUAUAACGGACAGGAACUACUCAACAUGAUCAAGGCCGACUAUGUCGAAAUGAAGCGUGUGGAGAAAUACAGUGAUGCUGAAUUCAAUGUCUCCCGCAUUACGCAUCGUCACCUGGUCGAGUACUCUAAUGCUGAGGAGUAUGGAUUCAAGGAGAUCAAGGAGCUUGUCAAAAGCGUGGCCAAUGUUGGUAGAUUAGAACCCUUGGAGAACAAAAAGGGCUGUGGUGUCCUGGAAUUGUUCAAGACGACUCCCGAAGAAUUCUUGGCCAAAUUACCAGAUCAGAAACUCGAAAAUAUCAAUUUCUGUCUUGUCAGUGCUGCUGCUCGUUCUUAUUUCAACAAAAUUCAAAAGGAAGCCGCUAAAAAUGGGCGUGGCAACGGCAGAAAUGGCGGUCGCGGUGGCCGUGGAGGUGGCCGUGGAGGUCGUGGCGGAGCAAGAGGAGGAGGGGCAAGAGAUGGCAACAAGGAUGGCAGAAAAAGGGGAAACGAUAACCCCAACAAUCAAGAGAUCAAUAAUAAACGUGCAAGAACUAUUGUUGAAGUUAAAUCCAGCGCAAUUACUGCACCCACCAACUAG
This is a messenger RNA of Mucor velutinosus, 1260 nucleotides long. RefSeq lists its product as uncharacterized. The transcript is spliced from 3 exons. The record is from RefSeq and is a predicted model, not a curated record. Gene Ontology annotation, molecular function: RNA binding. Bases 1 to 1260 code for a protein of 419 amino acids. Lineage: Eukaryota; Fungi; Mucoromycota; Mucoromycetes; Mucorales; Mucoraceae.